UUUAUUCGUAAUUUGAAUAAAAUAGUUAAUAAAACAUAUAUUAUUUUAAAUUUUCCUUAAAGAAGUGGGAAUGAUUUUAAUUUAUUGAAAAUUGAAUAGUUUUAAAGUUUCCUUUUAAUGUUAUAUAUUUUAAUAUUUCCCAAAAAUUUUCUCAAAACAUUUCUUAAUUUUGUUUAUAAUCAUAUCAACCAAAAGUCUCUGAUAUUAGUCAAAUUUAUUGAAGUUCUUAUUGGUAAACUUGACAUCAGCUUUUGAGGUGUAGCCACAAUCAUUUUACAAUGUCAUCAUAUAAUAAGGCCAAUCUAUUUUAAACCAGUUUCUAAUUAACAAAUCUGGGUUCAUUGGUAAUGAUUCUACCAAUAGUACCACUUUACCAUAGAAAAAAAUUGAAUUUUCAAGGUAUUUAUUCCAAAAAAAUUGUUAUCAUUAAUAAUGGAUGAUAUUGAAGUUUCAUACAUUGAACUUAAAAAUUUAUGUGAAGAGAAUUUGAAAUUUUUCCAAAAUGAUGAAAAAAAAAGUUAUGCAAUAUUAUCAAAGAGUUUUAACCAACUUUUUAAUAAAGUUGGUUGUUUAAUACCUUUAAUUGAAUCACUUCGGAUUAGCUGCCAUUUAUAUGACUUUGAUCCAUCUACACCGGGAAAUGGUUACCGAAGCUUUAUUGCAGCUGUUGAUAUCUUCAUAGCUCAUUGUAUAAAAAUAUGUUCUCAGUUUACAGCUAAUCGUGAUUCAUUUUUCUUCCGUAAAACAUUUUAUACAAAAGAGAUUGAAGCAUGUAGUCAAGUGAUGGAUACAUUGGUAUUAUGUUUAGAAAAUUUAUGUCAACUAAUUGGAUGGAGUAAACCAGGCAUACUCUUUGCUGGAAAUGACAGUACUGCUUUUGAAAUGAUGAUGAAAAUUGAACCUUCAAAACUUUUACCCUUUUAUGGCCGUUGCUUGGCUUUUCAAUUUGGUGAGUCACUUCAACCUGCAUUAAAAACUAUCGCCAUUAUGAUGGCUUCAUUUAGUGAAGUAUAUUACUAUGAGAAUAGCAUGUUAGCCAAAGCUAAUGCUGCAUGGAAUUGUAGUAAGUAUAUGUUAAAUCCAGAAUUGAGAGCUCGUAGAAUUGUCAAUUUAAUUCAAUAUUCUUCUGUUGAAUUUUACCAAGCAUUUUUAUUUCUUGGAGAAACUGAAAUAUUGAAGAGUUUACCUAAUUUAGUAUCACCCACAGUUGCUGUAAAUCGUAUGAUAUCUAUUCCAAGUAAACCAAUUGUAUACUUAAAACCUAAUGGACAACAAUAUGAACUUAAACCUCCCGAGAGUCAUGUAGGAUUAGCACCUUUAAAUGUGCGAUUAAUUUCAAAAACUAAACGUAGAGGCAUGCUCGAUGAAAGUCCUAAAAAUAAUGUAUUUCCUGAGGCCUCGGAAAAUCUAAUAAUUCAUUGUCAUGGAGGUGGCUUUGUAUCUCAAAGCUCUAGUUCUCAUGAAUCAUACUUAAGAGAUUGGGCUGUACGCUUAAAUAUACCUAUAUUAUCAGUAGAUUAUUCCUUAGCUCCAAGAGCACCUUAUCCAAGAGCGAGAGAAGAAGUGUUAUUUGCAUAUAUUUGGGCAUUGAACAAUGCAGCAUACUUAGGAUCUACAGCUAAACAUGUAAUAUUGGCUGGCGACUCUGCUGGUGGAACUUUAAGUGCUUGCGUAGCGCUCAAGUGUAUUGAUAUGGGAUUUAGAAUACCUGAUGGAUUAUUUUUAGCUUAUUUUCCUUCUCUUAUAGCCUGGUCACCUACACCUGCUAGAUUUUUAAGUUUAAUUGACCCUUUAUUACCCUUAGGGUUUAUGAUAAACUGCUUAAAAGCUUAUGCAUGUCCACCUGAAAACUAUCAAGAUAACACAUAUGAAUAUAAAUUAAAAAGAAUAAAAAAAAGCAAAAGUAGUAUAGCCAAUGGAAAUUUAGUAAAAGAAGUUGAGUCCAGUGAAGAAGCUUUGGAGUUAAUUUCAACUAAUGGUGACGGAUAUCUUCCAGAAAUACCUAUAAAAGAUAAUAGUGAUACAAAUGUAGAAAAAAAUUGUGAUUCAAAACAAUUUUCUUCUAUGAUAUCUGAAACAACUGAAAAUAUUUCAUCAGCUAUAUCUGAUACAUUCACAACUUUAACAACAGGAAAUACAGAAGAUGAUAUUAGUGAUGGAGAUGAUGCUUUAGAUGAAGUUGAUGCUUUAGAUGAAGUUAUUGAAGAAACUGCUUUACUAAUUGAUUUACCUAAAUUGCCUGAGGAUCCAUUUCUUUCGCCAUAUUUGGCAAAUGACGAUAUAUUCAUAAAACUACCUACUGUUCAAAUUAUAACUGUGCAUAUGGAUCCUUGCCUAGAUGACUGUAUUAUGUUUGCGAAACGAUUAAAAAACUUAGGUAAAAAGGUAAAACUAGACAUACUUAAAGGAUUACCUCAUGGAUUUUUAAAUUUAGCAGUAACAUGUAAAGAAGCACAUGAAGGAUCUGUUUUUUGUGCACAGCGCAUUAGUGAUAUUUUUGAAGAAUUACAAAAUAGUACUAACCAUUAGUUUUACUUCAAACAACAUAAACAAUUUUUUUAUUAGCAAAUACUCUAUCAAUAUCUUUUUAAUUACUCAUCAUACUUCUCAAUUGAUUUAAUUGUGAUAUUUUUAUUAUUAGUGAAUAAGAAGAUAAUACUUACCUAUAAAUCUAAACAAAUGUUAAUU
Daktulosphaira vitifoliae (grape phylloxera) is the source of this 2688-nucleotide messenger RNA. It is a transcript of the gene Hsl, whose product is annotated as hormone-sensitive lipase. The transcript has 13 exons. The record is from RefSeq and is a predicted model, not a curated record. Gene Ontology annotation, molecular function: triacylglycerol lipase activity; sterol ester esterase activity. Gene Ontology annotation, cellular component: cytosol. Lineage: Eukaryota; Metazoa; Arthropoda; Insecta; Hemiptera; Phylloxeridae. Gene Ontology annotation, biological process: triglyceride catabolic process; cholesterol metabolic process. Bases 433 to 2529 code for a protein of 698 amino acids.